Eupeodes corollae is the source of this 2076-nucleotide messenger RNA. Its product is annotated as tetraspanin-33-like. Gene Ontology annotation, cellular component: membrane. Lineage: Eukaryota; Metazoa; Arthropoda; Insecta; Diptera; Syrphidae. The transcript has a single exon. The coding region runs from base 326 to 1201 and encodes 291 amino acids. Gene Ontology annotation, biological process: protein localization to plasma membrane; protein maturation. The record is from RefSeq and is a predicted model, not a curated record.
UCGAUUGUCGUUCAUUGAGUUUGAGUGACAGCUUUUUAUUUGUUGUUAACAAGAAGAAAGAAAAAAUAUUUCUCAAUUAAAAAGUUUUGAAAUUUUCUAAUCCAAGUUCCAAUUCCAAUCCAAUCAAGUGAUUGAAUAAAUUUUAAAAUAAUGUUCACUUAAGCAUCCACGUAUCUUUCGAAUAUUAACUUAGUUUUAAGGGCGACGACACAGCAAUUUAAAGUCUUUUCACAACACGGAAACAACAAAAAAAACCUUUAUCGCAAUCAACGACUUGAAGUGAGUCGAGCCACCAUCAUCACCAAACCAGCCCACCAAAUAAGUAAUGAGUAAUUAUCGUCACGGCUACUGUGGAAUUGAAGUACGCGAUAUGCAUCCGAGAAUCUCCCAUAACUUCACCUACGUUAGUUCAUGUGUCAAAUACAUGAUAUUCAUGUUGAACUUUAUAUUUUGGUUAUUCGGGGGGCUUCUCAUGGGCAUUGGUUUGUACGCCUUCAAAGAGAAAUGGGAAUCGACUGGGUGGGUGCGUUUGGAGAGCUUCUACGAUGUUGUGCUGAAUAUUUCUCUUGUGAUGAUGAUUGCUGGAAUUGUCAUCUUUGUUGUCAGCUUUGCUGGCUGCCUUGGUGCUCUGCGGGAGAAUACUUGUCUGCUUAAGUUUUAUUCGAUGUGUUUGCUUCUGUUUUUCCUCUUCGAGAUGGCUAUUGCCAUAAUGGGCUUUGUUUUCCCGCACAAUAUGAAUUCUUUUCUUGAGGAUUCCUUCACUGACAAGAUAAUUCACACCUAUCGUGACGAUCCAGACCUGCAGAAUCUCAUUGACUUUGCUCAGCAGGAGUUCAAGUGCUGCGGCUUGAGCAAUGCAGGCUACCAGGACUGGAGCAAGAACGAAUACUUCAAUUGCUCAUCGCCCAGUGUUGAAAAGUGUGGAGUGCCGUACAGUUGCUGCAUCAAUGCUACCGACAUAAGCUCCGGUUUGGUUAACAUUAUGUGUGGCUAUGAUGUGCAAGGACAGUCAGUUGCAGCAGCUAGCAAACGCAUAUGGACCAGUGGAUGCAUCGAAAUCGUUCGCGUCUGGGCCGAAAGGAAUCUCUAUACAAUUGCUGGUGUGGCCCUGGGUAUUGCUCUCAUUCAGCUUUUCGUCAUCUAUCUGGCCAAGACUCUCGAGGGCCAGAUUGACCUCCAGAAGUCCCGCUGGGCGGCGUGAGUAAAAACCUAGCAAUACAUCGCACACACUAAUGACAAAUAAUAAACGAGCUCGGCAAAUCCAAUUAAUGGGUCCCACACACGACUUGACUGGCUUCAACUCUAACGUGCUGAUUUAAUAGAGGGCUGAUCUUUUUUCUACAUUAACGUUAUAACGUUUUCUUUUUUUUUUGUUUAAAUUUUGUUUAGUUAACUCGAAAUUUUGUUUCUUUUUAAAAUUAAAAUUUUUAUUUAUAUGUAGAUUCAAAUUUAAGACUAGAAAAUAUAAUUAAAACAAAACAACAAAACGAACAUUGCCAUUUACAAUGAGAUAAAGAACAACCACAACACAAUUGUAUUGUUUGUAAACAAUUUUUGUUUCUUCGAAUUUAUAGUGUGUGAGCGCAUUAGCUUGAAAUUUUAGUUUUGAUUAUUGAGUGCUAUCGACACAAACAAGUUCUCUUCUUUUAUUAUAUUUUAUUAUAUUAUAUUAUAUUAUGUAUUUACUCCACUAUUUAUAUCUAUAAUCAAAAUAUUAAGAAACAAAAAAUGCUACAAAAACAUUACUCAAAAAUAAUAAUAGAUAUUUUUGUGAUUUUAUACACAAUUAUUAUUGUAUACUCAUGUAUAUGUAUAUAUAUGAACCAGAAAAAGAAAACAAAAUAUUACUCAACAAACAUACAUACUUACAUGGAAGAUAAAAGAAAUUCAUUAUACUUAUAACCAUUUAAUAAUUAAGAAAAUAUAGUUGGCAGAAUAAAUCCAUACAAAUAAAAUAGAUACCUACAAAAAUCUCCAAAACUUUAUAUAUAAAAAUAAGAAUUGUAUCAUCCUAUUGAAAAAAAAAUAAUUAAAAAAAAAAACAAAAACAAUAAUAAAGUAUAAAAUAUUUAGGUC